AUGCUCCGCCGGCCGCGGCCCCCGCUCUGGGUCUGCCUCCUGCUGCUGCCGCUGCCGCUGCCGCUGCCGCAUCUGGGCGCGGCCGGCGACCGCGGCGACGCCAGACGGUGGGAGGAGGCGGACGAGCCGGGCUCGGCCUGGGCCUGGCGGGGCCUCCGACGCCUGCAGGAGCGGCUGAGGACGGCCGGGGCCCUCUCCAGGCGCUACUGGGCGCUCUUCAGCUGCCGGGUGUGGCCCGACGACUGUGAGGAGCGCGAGGCGGCGGCCGCGGGGCCCCCGGGUUGGAGCCUUCCUCUGUUGGGCCAGCAGUACCUGGAUAUCCUGACCACUUGGUACUGCAGCUUCCAGGGGUGCUGCGACAGUGGGGACUGCAGGAUCUCCAACAACGUGACAGGCCUAGAGUUGGAUCUGAGGGAGCGUCUGCACGGCCAGCAUGUGGCCCAGAAGCUGGUCCUCACGACGGUGAGGGGCUACCUAGAAACACCUCAGCCAGACAAGGCCCUGGGUCUGUCUUUCCAUGGCUGGUCUGGCACAGGCAAGAACUUCGUGGCACGGAUGCUGGCAGAGAACCUGUAUCGAGACGGGCUAAGGAGUGACUGUGUCAGGAUGUUUAUUGCCACGCUCCACUUUCCUCACCCCAAGUACGUGGACGAGUACAAGGAUCUGCUGACCAGCCAGAUCUGGAAGACUAAGCAGCUUUGCCACCAGACCCUGUUCAUCUUCGAUGAGGCCGAGAAGCUGCACCUGGGGCUGCUGGAGGUGCUCGGACCACACCUGGAACCCCGGGCCCCAGAGGGCCAUAGGGCCAGGCAUCCAAGAACCAUCUUUCUGUUUCUCAGUAACCUUGGGGGCAGUAUCAUCAACGAGGUGGUCCUGAAGCUGCUUAAGGCUGGAUGGUCCCGGGAAGAAAUUACGAUGGAACAGCUGGAGCCCCACCUCCAGGCAGAGCUUGUGAAGACCACAGACAGUGGCUUUGGCCACAGCCAGCUUGUGAAGAAAAACCUGAUUGACUUGUUUGUCCCCUUCCUGCCACUGGAAUACCGUCAUGUGAGGCUGUGUGCGCGCGAUGCUUUUCUGAGCCAGGGGCUCCUGCACACAGAGGCGGUGCUGGAUGAAAUCGCCAGGAUGAUGGUGUACGUCCCCAAGGAGGAGCAGCUCUUCUCCUCCCAGGGCUGCAAGUCUGUUUCCCAGAGAAUCAACUACUUCCUGCCUUGAAGACUCGUGGAAGAUGCCUUUCUUCCAUGUACAGGACCCUGGGACUGUAAGAGUGCCACUUGGGACCCUGAGGGGUGAGAGGGCCAGGUUGGCAUCCCAUACCACCAUACAACUGGUGUGUGAGGGGAAGGCAUCACGCAAGAGCCACUUCUUAAAAUCACUUGGUGUCUUAAAGACCAUGUUCCAAAACGUGAGCCGGGUGGUUGGGGAAGUCGUGCGGGAGGUCAGCAUAUCCCAGGUCUUCUUUGCAGGGGCCAGGACUUGCAGCUUCAGAGGGAAGAAUGCAGUUCUGUGAUCUGGGUCCACCCAGGCCUGCGGGCCAGGUGGGCUGCCCUCCGAGGGGUCACUUGCAGAGGAAUACCACAGCUUCUGUUGUGAUGUCAGCAGAGAGUUGUGCUCAGGUGGAGGGAAAAGUGCACAGAGAUAUUUUUAAAAUCAGGUCAGUGUAGGCUACGGUUUAUUCUACAGAUGGAAAAAAAAUCUUUUUUUCCUUUUUAGAAUUAAGGGGCUUGAUAUGAGUGUCAUUUGUAAAGAUUAAAAUUUUGUAUUUUUCUAAAA
This is a messenger RNA of Carlito syrichta (Philippine tarsier), 1773 nucleotides long. RefSeq names its product torsin family 3 member A (gene TOR3A). Gene Ontology annotation, cellular component: endoplasmic reticulum lumen; nuclear envelope. Gene Ontology annotation, molecular function: ATP hydrolysis activity; ATP binding. The record is from RefSeq and is a predicted model, not a curated record. Lineage: Eukaryota; Metazoa; Chordata; Mammalia; Primates; Tarsiidae. The transcript is spliced from 6 exons. Bases 1 to 1215 code for a protein of 404 amino acids.